UUAAGUUCAUACUCUUCAAGGCUCAAUGAUGCUAUCUGAAACUCCAAAGAAUAACAAACACAUGCCAAGAAGAUUAAUGCCAAGUCUCUUCUUCUCUUCCUCAAAAACCCUUUCUUCUUCGUAUUCAUUUCCAAGCUCUCAUGAUUCUAGUCCUUCCACCCCUCGCCAAAAAUUCUCCGAGACCAUGAUGGAAGAAAACAUUGAAAUUGCUGAAACAAUCAUCUCCAAAUGGGAUCCAAGCUCUUCCUCAAACACCAAAGUCACCUCUCUGUUCGACCAUAACAGAAAAGAAGCCAAUGACUUUCUCAAGUCUGUCAGGGGCUUGCGGCGAGCAAUGCAUUUCUUAAUCAGCGAAAAUUCUAUGUCCGAAAAGCUCAUACUUGCUCAGAACCUAAUGCAAAUAGCCAUGAAAAGGCUUGAAAAAGAGUUUUAUCAGAUACUGUCCAAAAACCGUGACCAUCUUCAUCCAGAAUCACUGUCUGGCCGAACCUCAGGUGGGUCGAGCAAUUCUGAUUGUGAAGAUGAUGUUCGAUCAGAAGAGUUGAAAAUUGCUGAUGAAGCAAUCACUGAGGUGGAGAGAGCCUCGGCCCAUGCCAUGACGGAUUUGCAAUCAAUAGCCAACUGUAUGAUUAGCUCGGGUUAUGGCAAAGAGUGUGUGAAGAUAUACAAGAUUAUCAGAAAAUCUAUAGCAGAUGAGGGAUUGUAUCGCCUCGGGAUCGAAAAGUUCAGAUCUUCUCAAAUUCAUAAAAUGAAUAGGGAAGACCUCGAGCACAUGAUUAAGAAAUGGAUCACUGCAACCAGGAUUGCUGUGAGAAGGCUGUAUAGUGGAGAAAGAGUUCUCUGUGAUCAUGUGUUUUCAGCAUCUAAGACGAUCAGAGAGUCGUGCUUUUCAGAAAUAACAGAAGGAGCAGCCAAUCUAUUCAGAUUCCCUGAGCUCAUUGCAAAGAGCAAGCAUUCACUGGACAAAAUUUUCCUCCUAAUGGACCUUUAUGAAGCAAUCUCCGAGCUGUGGCCAGAGAUUGAAUUGAUAUUUGACUUUCAAUCAACCUCAGCUAUUAGGUUGCAAGCUCUUUCGUCACUAAAACUUGGCGACUCCAUCCGCACCAUCCUAUCUGAAUUUGAAUCAACAAUUCAAAAGGACUCUUCAAGAACUCUGGUGCUUGGGGGAGGCAUUCACCCGCUGACCCAAUCGGCAAUGAAUUACAUAUCUUCACUUGCAGAUUAUAAUGCUGCUCUCUCCAGCAUCAUUGUCAGUAACCCAUCACCGGCAACUUCACUGCUACCAGAAUCCUACUUUGAAAGUCCAACCGCCAACGAUGGUCCAACGGCGGCAGUAUCGGUCUACCUAGCUUGGCUAACAUUAGUUCUUUUGUGCAAGCUUGAUAGCAAAGCAGAGCUGUACAAAGAUGUAUCUUUAUCAUACCUCUUCCUUGCCAAUAAUCUCCACUUCAUUGUUGAGACGGUACGCACAACCAACCUCAAGCACCUCCUAGGCAAUCGCUGGGUGUUGAAGCACGCCAAGAAAGCUAAACAAUAUGCUUCAAGUUAUGAAUCAAUGGCUUGGACCAAGGUCUUCUCGUCUUUACCAGCGCAAACUUCCCCAGCGAUAACCCCUGAAACGGCAAAGGAAUGCUUCACGAGGUUCAAUACAGCUUUUGAAGAAGCAUACAGGAAACAGACAUCAUGGGUUGUACAAGAUGGGAAAUUAAGAGAUGAAUUGAAGGUGUCAAUAGCGAAGAAACUGGUUCCAGUGUAUCGAGAAUUUUAUGACACGCAUUUGGUGAUGCUAAGUGGUGAGAAGAAUUUGGAGUUCUUGCUAAGGUUUUCACCUGAUGAUUUGGGGAAUUACUUGUCAGAUUUGUUUAUGGGGACUUCCACCUCGGGUAGUUCUACUUCUACAUCAUCUUCUUCAUUGUCGCAGUUAGGGGGAUGUCUGCCUCGCUAAAAAUAUACUCCGCGUAAAUUACCAUGCAAACUGUAAUUCUGUUUCUAAUGGCCUUUUCAAUUUUCAAAUAAGAAUAUAGGAAGUCACCCAUAUAUCAACGAAAAUCAUUCUGCAAUAUUACUCCUUAC
Molecule: messenger RNA, 2073 nt
Organism: Alnus glutinosa
Lineage: Eukaryota; Viridiplantae; Streptophyta; Magnoliopsida; Fagales; Betulaceae
Product: exocyst complex component EXO70H1-like
Exons: 1
Coding region: 26-1945 (639 amino acids)
Biological process (GO): exocytosis
Cellular component (GO): exocyst
Molecular function (GO): phosphatidylinositol-4,5-bisphosphate binding
Source: RefSeq, a predicted model, not a curated record